Messenger RNA from Lucilia sericata (common green bottle fly), 10127 nucleotides. RefSeq names its product sodium channel protein 60E-like. The record is from RefSeq and is a predicted model, not a curated record. Gene Ontology annotation, biological process: neuronal action potential; sodium ion transmembrane transport; membrane depolarization during action potential. Gene Ontology annotation, cellular component: voltage-gated sodium channel complex; plasma membrane. Gene Ontology annotation, molecular function: voltage-gated sodium channel activity; protein binding. Lineage: Eukaryota; Metazoa; Arthropoda; Insecta; Diptera; Calliphoridae.
UCUGUGUGGUUUCGAAACGUUUUCGGAAAAACUACAUACAUCGCUUUACGGGCACAAAAAGUUUAUUUCUAUUUCAUCCCUGGAGUAUGGCGAGACGAGUAUGCGUGUAUAUAGCAACAAAUCAGUAUUUCGAUUAUUGCGUUAUGGCUACAAUAUUGUUUAACUGUAUUUUUUUAGCCAUGACCGAAACAGUCGAAGAAGCUGAAUAUAUCUUCCUAGCGAUUUAUACCAUUGAAAUGGUUAUAAAAAUCAUUGCCAAAGGCUUCCUGCUCAAUAAAUACACAUAUUUGCGCAAUCCUUGGAAUUGGUUGGAUUUUGUGGUCAUAGCCAGUGGUUAUGCCACCAUUGGCAUGGAUGUAGGCAACUUGGCCGGGUUGCGUACAUUUCGUGUGUUGAGAGCUUUAAAGACUGUUUCUAUAAUGCCAGGUUUAAAGACUAUUAUUAAUGCACUACUGCACUCAUUUCGUCAAUUGGCCGAGGUCAUGACGUUGACCAUAUUUUGUUUAAUGGUCUUUGCACUAUUUGCACUGCAGGUUUACAUGGGAGAAUUACGUAAUAAAUGUGUUAAAAAUGUACCCGAUGAAUGGUCGAAUACUUCAGAUCUUGAAUGGAGAUUAUGGAUCAACGACACUGAAAAUUGGUUGUAUGACGAUGAGGAGCUGCCCAUGUUGUGCGGUAAUUUAACGGGCGCCCGUCAUUGUCCAAUGGGUUAUACAUGCCUGUGCGUUGGCGAAAAUCCCAAUCAUGGUUAUACGAAUUUCGAUAAUUUCAUGUGGUCGAUGUUGACAACAUUUCAAUUGAUAACAUUGGACUAUUGGGAGAAUGUGUACAAUAUGGUGUUGGCCACAUCGGGGCCAAUGAGUGUGUCAUUUUUUACAGUGGUUGUGUUUUUUGGUUCAUUUUAUUUAAUUAAUCUAAUGUUAGCCGUAGUCGCUCUAAGUUACGAGGAAGAAGCCGAAAUAACAAAUGAAGAACGCAAAAAAGACUUAUUGGAUCAUCGAGAUGAUUCGACAUUUAGCUUCGACCCGUCCGUUUUGAAUGUAAAAAAAUUAAAUAAAAGUAAUAAUAAAAAGAAGAUAGAUUCGCGUAAAGGUGUUUUAUUGGCCUCCUAUAGUAAAAAGAAGACGAGAAGAAAAAAGUGUCCCAAAGGAACGGGCAAAGAAGGCGGCAAUGCUACGGACAGUAAUGGCAAUGGAACGCAUCACAGUAAAAAUGAUUCACUCACGCCAACACCCAGUCCUAGUCCACGUCACAGCGGCUGUGAACGUCCUACCGAUUUAGCCUUGAAAUGUGAACACUCCGAUGAGAAGACGACACACGGAGACAAACAACAGCAACAACAACAGCAGCAGCAACAACAAAAUCGUCAGUCACGCAUAUGCUUUCAAGACGAUGCUGCAAAGAAUCCCAAUAUGUUAUAUCCCUCCCAUCCACUUAUGCCCAGUCGUCAGGCGAGUUCAAAUUCCAGUGGGGUAAAUCGUGAAUCAUCACAAGAUGAUUCGGGUGUUGUGGAUGAUCAUGAUGAGCAGGAUAUAACGGCUUCCGAAGUUGUCAAUGUUUCGGCUACCGAUACACAAAAUGAUCAUACGGCUGUAACGUUAGCUCUGUCGCCGCGGGAGGUGCGCUUAAUUAAGUGUAAUGGUAAUAUAGCACGCAUUAAGAAGCAUAAUAUUUAUGCUUUACAUCCGGAAUACUCUUCCGAAAUUGUUGUAAUCGAUGAUCUUCCUGAUCGUAAUUGUGAUAGAUGUGUUCAAUGUUGUAUUGACUACGAGGGUUGGUUGCAAUUUCAAAAUUGCCUUUAUAAAGUUGUACGCGAUCCCCUAUUUGAAUUGGCCAUAACGUUGUGUAUUGUAUUGAAUACAGCAUUUUUAGCCAUGGAACAUCAUGGCAUGAGUGAGAGUUUUCGCAAUGCCUUGGAUGUGGGGAAUAAGGUUUUCACUUCCAUUUUCACCUUUGAGUGUAUCAUUAAAUUGAUGGCCCUGUCCAAAGAGUUUUUUCUUUGUGGCUGGAAUAUUUUCGAUUUAAUUAUUGUUACGGCUUCCUUGUUGGACAUUAUAUUUGAGCUGGUCGAUGGUUUAAGUGUUUUAAGGGGCUUGAGAUUGUUAAGGGUCCUUAAACUGGCUCAAUCUUGGACUACUAUGAAAGUAUUAUUGAGCAUUAUUAUAUCGACAAUUGGUGCUUUGGGUAAUCUAACUUUGAUAUUGGUCAUUGUCAUUUAUAUAUUUGCCGUUAUUGGCAUGCAACUAUUUUCAAAAGACUAUACGCCAGAAAAAUUUGAACCAGAUCCAGUGCCAAGAUGGAAUUUCAAUGAUUUUUUCCAUUCCUUUAUGAUGAUUUUUCGUAUCUUAUGCGGAGAAUGGAUUGAACCUUUAUGGGAUUGUAUGAGAGCUGAAGAAGAGCAAGGUGCCUCUUCUUGUUUUGCCAUUUUUCUACCCACUUUAGUAAUGGGCAAUUUUAUGGUUCUAAACUUGUUCUUGGCUUUGUUGCUCAAUAGUUUCAAUUCGGAGGAGUUAAAGUCCAAAAAAGAGAUUUUCAAGAAAAAGGAAGUAGGCGAAGAAUCGAAAUUAGCUCGCAGCAUAGAAAGAGUUAGAGACUUGAUACGUAAGAAACGUCAAGAGCGUAAGGAACGUAAAGAGCGUAAAUAUGCUACGAAAUUUCAGCAGAUUGUCAUUGAAGCCCAACAAGCAGCGGCAGCCGCAACAAUCGAUAAACCGGGUCUAAUAUCGGAAACAAAAUUUCACAGACUGAGCUAUCAGGAAUCUAUGAAUCGCCCAGUUUCUGGUUCCGAUUUUGGCUAUCAAAUACCUUUAAAAGGAAGCCUACACACUAUUGCGGAUGGUGUCGAAACGGAAGAUGAUAAAAAAUCAUAUUCUUCACAACAAUUAACACAUUCAAUGCUGAGCGGUGGUGGUUCGCUGCAGCAGCAUCAUCACCAUCAUCAGCAACACCAACAGCCAGCAUUACAGUUGCUGUAUCAACAGCAGCAACCUGCAAUGCCAUCGUUUGAUGGCACUGUUGCCAGCUCCUGCCAAUUAGACAAUAAUAGCUUAAAUCCUCAAGUAGAUCGUCGUUUACAACAUCAAAUGUCUUCCGGAUUUGGUACGCAGCCAAAUGAUUCACGUGAUGAACCCACAACGUAUACCGAAUCGAUAGAACUGCAGCUGAUGGGUCAAUACAAUUCGACUGAUACGGACCCGUACGCCAAUGAUCAGCGUAGUGGUUCUUAUAUGCGUGCCGAUUCAUUGCAAGAACGCAGCGGUUCCUAUAUGCGUGCCGAUUCGUUGCAAGAACGUAGCGGUUCCUAUAUGCGUGCUGAUUCCUUGCUGGAACGCAGUUCAACGCGUCAUUGCAGCGAGGAACAUGAUGAAUCUUAUCUACAGUAUCAAAAAUCGUUGCUAACCCGAUCGCCCAGCUAUCGCAAGUCCCUGGAUCGUCUGUCACAGUCGAGCGAUCAAUCGCAGAGAUCAUUAAUUCCUUCCCGCAGUCUAAAGUCCGAUGAGGAUGGUCAUUCGCGUCAUUCAUUGAACACGAUUUCCAUGGAGCACGAGGAACUGCUGUCGAAUCAGGCCAACCUCCGUGAAGAACUGUUGAAUUGUGAUCAAAAGGAAUUAUUUCAAUUUCUGCAGGACGAUAUACUCGAUAAUAGCAACAAUUAUUUUAGCGAUACUGUGGGUUAUGGUUCUGCUAUAAUGGAAGCCGAUACGGAUUCGUUAAUCGUUGUGGAUGGCCGACGGGAAGAACGUAAACCCUCAACCAGCAGUAUUAAAUCGAAUUUAAGUUACAUCUCCAAUUCCAUACUCCAAACCAUAGAAUCGCGUCGUAAUGGCAGUCAUUCCUCGAAUGGUAAUGGUCAUGACAGUGAUAAUUUACCUUUAGUGGAACACUCCGAGUUCGACAAUAUUAUACAGAGUUUUGAAAAGGAAUUGGAGGAGAUAAAAAAGUCCACGACUUCUUUAGAGCGUAGACUAUCUACACUCUCUGAACCCUCGCCCGCAGCUGAUGAAGCUAAUAAGGCCAUAUUGGAACAUAUAGCGGUGAUAACAGGGGCCUCAGAAAGAACGGCAGCCGAUGAAGUUGUGGCGCCCUUAAAUCCCUACGACAGCUAUGAUCUUUCUGCCGUACCCCGGCGCCAGCACUCUUUGCCGGCCACCUCCACACGGGCUUCGGCCAAAAUCAAACGACGUAGUCUGGAAAAACAACGAAAAAUCGAUGAUGAUUUUAGCAUAACCAAUGAAAUACGCAAAAUCUGUGAUCAAAUGCAGGCACCUUUUGCCACAGUCGAAGCCAUGUCCGUGGCUGCUACACAGGCCUCGGGCGCUCAUUCACCUUUCAUGCGACGAAAAAGUGAUUUAUUUAGUGCUCAAUUCGAUCGUUUCAAGCGCAUGUCUCUCAUCGAACGCGUCGAGGAAGUGCCAGAGGAGGAAAAACCCAUUUCUACGCUGCGCAUGGAAUCAGAACGUUUACCGCGCAAAUGUCUAACGGCCGAACCCAUGAAGAUCGAUAGUCUCUCGUUGAAAAGUACAAAUUCCUAUGAAAAUCUACUGCUGCACAAACAACUGACUAAAGCUCAACAGAAACAGCAUAAGACGCAACAGAAACAGCCCUCGUUACAACGCGAUAGCUCACAAUCUUCCUCGGCCGCUGUACCACCCACACCACCAACCUCGCUUAAGUCGUCGAUAGAGCCCCAUACGCUGGCGCAAUUGUCAUCGCUAAAGGCGACACCGCCCCUAACGGCGCUUACCGAACAUCAGCAACACUAUCAUGCCACAACGGCUCAAACACGUACCACACCUCUCCUCCCAAGGGCUGGUCCGGGUAGCGUUGAAGCACAGCAUACGAAAUUGCAUGUCAAACGCUCAAAGCAUCCACAAUCGUCGCUAGAUAAAGCUGCUUCCUUUCAGUCGGGACGCACCGAAUCGCAUAGUUCGGGUGCGGCCGAUACAUCAUCGGUUAUGGCACUGACUGCCCCCGGCGAGGCUCUGCUGUUGGCGGCAGGCGGUGAUUCGAUAACGCAGAGAGACGGCGAAGGUCUCCAGUCGCAGAAAUCAACGUUCUCACGACUGACUGAAAAACCAUGGCAUUGUCUGGUCUCCUACGUAGACGAUCUCACAGUGGGUGGGAGACGUAACUCGCAGGGAGCAUACAAUGAUCCCAUGACUUUUCCAAGUUUUGGACAAACGAAACCACCAAAAGUGCCAGAUGAUUGUUUCCCCCAAAAGUGUUACGAACACUUUUACUUUCGCUGUCCAUGGUUUAUGUCCUGUAUGGAUACCAAAAGUGCUAAACAUUGGACACGCGUCAGAACGGCCGUCUUGACUGUUGUGGAUACUCCAGCCUUUGAGUGGUUUGUUUUAGUGUUGAUCUUCGCUUCCAGCAUAACAUUAUGUUUCGAGGACAUCUAUUUGGAUAGUAAUAAAUCGCUGAAGCGCAUUUUAUACUGGACAAAUUUUUCCUUCUGUUUGAUAUUUGUCAUUGAGAUGGUAUUGAAAUGGUUGGCCUUGGGGUUUUCCAAAUACUUUACUAGUUUUUGGACCAUUUUGGAUUUUAUCAUAGUUUUUGUUUCCGUAUUUUCUUUAUUAAUCGAGGAAAAUGAAAAUUUAAAAGUUUUGCGCUCUUUAAGAACCCUAAGAGCUUUAAGACCCUUAAGGGCCAUAUCUAGGUGGCAAGGAAUGCGAAUUGUAGUAAAUGCUCUCAUGUAUGCCAUACCAUCAAUUUUCAAUGUACUUUUAGUUUGUUUGGUUUUUUGGUUAAUAUUUUCUAUAAUGGGUGUACAAUUUUUUGGUGGUAAAUUUUUCAAAUGUCUCGAUAACGAUGGAGAACUAUUGCCCGUAACGGAAGUGAAUGACAAAUGGGAUUGCAUAGAACAAAAUUUUAGUUGGAUCAAUUCAAAAAUAACCUUUGAUCAUGUAGGUAUGGGCUAUUUGGCUCUCUUACAAGUGGCCACCUUCGAGGGCUGGAUGGAGGUUAUGGCCGAUGCGGUCGAUGCUCGUGGUGUGGAUUUGCAGCCUCAACGUGAAGCGAAUCUUUAUGCUUAUAUAUAUUUUGUUAUCUUCAUUGUAUGUGGAUCGUUCUUUACUCUUAAUCUAUUCAUAGGAGUAAUUAUCGAUAAUUUCAAUAUGCUCAAGAAAAAGUAUGAAGGAGGAGUGUUGGAAAUGUUUCUCACCGAAUCUCAAAAACAUUAUUACACCGCCAUGAAAAAGUUGGGACGAAAAAAACCACAGAAAGUCAUUAAGCGACCAAUAAAUCAUUUUUUAGCGAUGUUUUACGAUUUAUCAAAUUCCCGAAGAUUUGAAAUAGCCAUAUUUGUACUGAUUUUUUUAAAUAUGUUAACAAUGGGUAUUGAGCACUACAAUCAACCGCAUGCGGUAUUUUUCAUACUCGAAGUUAGUAAUGCAUUUUUUACCACCGUCUUUGGUUUGGAGGCCAUAGUGAAAAUCAUAGGUCUACGUUAUCAUUAUUUUACGGUCCCUUGGAAUGUAUUUGAUUUUCUCUUGGUGUUGGCAUCGAUAUUUGGCAUACUCAUGGAAGAUAUUAUGAUUGAUUUGCCGAUAAGUCCCACUCUCUUGAGAGUGGUACGAGUCUUUCGUAUUGGCCGCAUUUUGAGACUAAUUAAAGCUGCGAAGGGUAUUCGUAAAUUGCUGUUUGCUUUGGUAGUAUCACUGCCGGCCCUCUUUAAUAUUGGGGCCUUAUUGGGUCUAAUAACCUUUAUUUAUGCCAUUUUGGGCAUGUCACUGUUCGGUCAUGUCAAACUGCAGGGGGCACUCGACGACAUGGUCAACUUUCAGACAUUCGGUCGCAGUAUGCAAUUGUUAUUUCGCCUAAUGACCUCGGCCGGUUGGAAUGAUGUACUCGAAUCGCUAAUGAUACAGCCGCCGGACUGUGAUCCGAAUUUUAAUCGUCAGGCGAAUGGGGAUUGUGGCCAUCCGCUGCUGGCCAUUUCGUACUUUACCAGUUUCAUUAUAAUUAGCUACAUGAUUGUCAUUAACAUGUAUAUCGCCAUUAUUUUGGAGAAUUUCAAUCAAGCUCAUCAAGAGGAAGAAAUUGGUAUAGUAGAAGACGAUUUGGAAAUGUUCUAUAUCAGAUGGUCUAAAUAUGAUCCCCAUGCUACACAAUUCAUACAUUUUGCACAGUUGUCAGAUUUUAUCGCAUCUCUGGAUCCACCGUUGGGCAUUGCGAAACCAAACACCGUAGCAUUGGUAUCAUUUAAUCUACCCAUUUCGAAGGGCAAUAAAAUUCAUUGUUUAGAUAUUCUCCAUGCAUUGGUGAAACAUGUUUUGGGUCAUGUCGAAGAGACGGACAAUUUCAAACAGUUGCAAGAGCAAAUGGACGUUAAGUUCAAAAAACAAUUCCCCACGCGUAAAGAAUUGGAAAUCGUUUCAUCUACGCGUAUCUGGAAACGUCAAGAGAAGGCAGCUAAACUGAUACAGACAACGUGGCGAGAGUAUCAGAGAAGAAAGAAAGAGAAAGAACGUUCGAAUUCGGGUGAUAGUGCUACGCAAACAUCAAGUCCUGGAGGCUGGCAGGCGAGAUUAUCAUCAUUGAAUUUCUUUCAUUUGCAGGUUUCAAGACGUGGCACUCAAUGCUCAAGUCGAGCUUCUUCGCGCAAAUCCUCGCGAGCCUCCGAUGCUUCCGAUAUUAGCGAAUUGGCUGGUCCCUGGUUGAAUUUACCACUCAUGAUGGUAUCCGGAGCCGAUGAUGUCGUCAAUAAUAUUAAACAACAAAGUGAAGAGCUUGGCAAGCGACCAAUUUGUAGAAUAUCCUCAUGUUUAUCCUUGACCUAUGAGUCCCUACUCUCCGAAAUGGUUACCAACAUACUAACGAAUGGUUCACAACCAAACGAUUUAAAUUUAUUAGAAAAUAUCAAUGAUUAUUCAAGAGGCAUUUCGCCCACAACAGCUGCUAUUUCCUCCACCACUUCCCUUGCCACAACAAUUGCUGAUAAUAAUACGACUACCGCCUCUUUGGACAAACAAACCAUACAGCAACAGGCGGUGGUAGCAACACCGACACGGAAACGUGCUACAAGUUUUAUACGUAAAAAACCACCCCUAGAAAGAGGUUUGUCAGCACAAAGCGCUUUAAGAGUUAACAAAAAUGCUUUUGUCUCUGAGGGUCCUACACCGGAAGUGAUUGUAACUAAACCAUCGCCAGAUCAAAGUGUUAUAGUACCAUUAGGUUUACGGCCGGAAAAUUCGACUUUGGUGCAUGUGUUAGUUCAUCGAGAGAGUGAGGAGUAUAAGGAAGAAGAUGAUGAGAAUGGUUCGAGAGCGGUAUCGCCAGCGUUGGGUUUGGGAAUGGAAAAACAUAAACCACCCCAAAUACGUAUUAGUCCUGGUUCGGAUGAUGGUAGCUUAACAAUUUUGGACUCAGUACAGUUAUCAACGGUACAGAUAAUGAUUGAAUCCCCCAAAGAACCACCUAGAGGUGAUUUCUCAGCAGAUUUCGAUGUGCAACAGCAGCAGCAACAACAACAACAACAGGAAGUUGCAGUUACGCCUGUUAUUGAAGAACCAAUCGAUGUCAAUAUACAGGGUGAUACAUCAAAAGUAUUCUACGAUUACAAUCCCGAGGAGGCCAAUGAAAUUGUGGUAUUAGAAACUCUAACCGAAGAAUCGCCUAAAUCUGAAGAUAUACCAGCACUGCCAGAUAUACCAGUGCCGCCAUCCUCUUUUGAUUUCACCAACGAAAUCACAGGCACUGAACAACUGAAAAUAAUACCAAUAACAACAACAACUACAACGAUUUUAGCCGAAGUUGAAGAGAAAUUAGAUGUAAUAUCUUCGCAAACAUCUCCACCAACAACAACCACCACCACAACACAAACCAAAGUACCACAAACACAACCCAUAUCAACGGCAACAGCCACACCGACAACUUCAGCAACAUCAGCAUCAUCAUCAACGACCACAUCACCAGCCUCUUCACAAACAUCAAAUGAAGAUGAUUUCGAUGAACGUGAUAAGGCUCACACCGGUGAUCAGGAUGAUGAUGAUGAUGAUGCUAAUAACAUCAGAUGACAUUCACCCAAAACAGCAGUGGUGAUUACAAAAACAUCCAGUUCUAGUAGCACCAGUUGCUGUAGUUCCCGACCCCAUUCGAGUCCCUACAGUUCGGGUACGGACCAAAAUGAUGAUGAUCCUUUAGAACAGGAUAAUCAACAAUUCAGUUGACAACAUCGUAUCUGAGUAAAAACCUACAAAUACUAUUAUAAUUAUUAUUAUAUUUAUUAUAACUAUUAUUAUAAUUGUUAUAGUUGUUGUUAUAAAGAGUACAUCUACAAUUUAUCAAAUUAUACUCGAAUCAUGUUAAACGUUUUUUUGUUAAAGUUUUAAAAUGAUAACGAUUAAUAAUUCCAAAUUAAACAAAAACAAAAACCAAAUAUUUAUAUAAAAAUUUAAAACUAAAAUUAGUUAAAAAGAACCCAAAACCUUUUAAAAACCCCCAAAAAGAAAUAAUAUAAAGCAAUCAAUUUCAAUAAAAAUAAAUUUAAUGUAACUAAAAUUUAAUUACAUAAAUAGUUAAUAAAUUAAAGAAAAAAAGUGAAAAUUAAAUAAAAUAAGUAUUUGCAUGGAAAUCGAAUGUUAACAUUAUAAAACAAUAUCAUACAAAGAACAAAUUAAGUAAACGAAUAGAUUUAAAUUACAGAAAACAAAACUGAAAUUGUUAUAGUUUUUAAUUAAUGCUAUUUUAUUUGAUUUUUUUUAAUUAUAUAGUUGGUACUUUAAGUCUAUGCUUUGUAAAUAUUUAUGUUUAGCAAGAAUUUAAGAAAAAAAUUAUAUAAACUAAAUACAGUGCGUUUCACAAAAUUCUAGCACUUCAUGUCAAGAUAAGACUAAAGUCCAUAAAGUGGACUAAUUAAGGCUACAGACGCAAGUUAAGUCACGAUAAUAAUCAACUGUAUAAUCCAGUCUAGAUUCUAGACUAUACUGUAGACUAUAGACUAGAAUUUAGAAUAGACUUUUUUAUCGAAUUUAGACUAGAAUUUAGACUAAACUGUACUGUAAACUAGUCUUUGGAUUAGUCUAUAGUGUAGAUAAUAUACUACACUAUAGACUAUAAUAGACUAAACUAUAGACUAGACCAUAUUCUGGACUAUAGACUAGACUUUAGACUACACUAUAUUC